Messenger RNA from Temnothorax curvispinosus, 758 nucleotides. RefSeq names its product proline-rich receptor-like protein kinase PERK2. The annotation marks the transcript as partial. The record is from RefSeq and is a predicted model, not a curated record. Lineage: Eukaryota; Metazoa; Arthropoda; Insecta; Hymenoptera; Formicidae. The transcript has 2 exons.
CCCAUCGGGCGACUCCUUAUCCGGCUCCUGAGACCAAGGCGUUGCCUCCUGUGAACCUGACUCCGGCUCCUGAGACCAAGGCGCUGCCUCCUACUACGGCCUCGGCUCCGAGUACUCCGGCUCUUGUGACUCUGACUCCUGCUCUCGUGACUCCGACUCCUGCUCUUGUGAACCCGACUCCUGUUCCUGUAUCCAAGACGAAGGAUCGCAUCGUGAUCACAAAGGUAGAAACUCUACCGCCUGGGAAACGUCUCCUACAGAACAAAUCCAAGACUAAGUGGAGAUUUACCCCGAUUGCCAAGUGGGGUCAUACUAACCCAGCAACACUACAAUCGGUGGAAAUAAGAUCGUCAACUAUACCGAGACCGACUCCAGUCCUACCGAGCCCUACACCAGCUCCUGUUCCUGAGGCUACAUCACGAGAUCCGAACUUGUCUUCCAAGGCGAAGGACGCUAUCCCGAUCUUCAGGAUAGAAACCUUUUUACCGUGGAAGCUCUAUCCAAUCGAUUUUCCACCAAGAGCUCCACGUGUCCGACGCCCUCUUCAUCCCAUUGAUCCAGAGAACUUUGUGGCGACGCAGACCGACCACAUCUUCAAGACGCCUACACGACCACGAUUCCUGCAGACCCGACUGAGUCCUAUUCCGUCCACUCCAAUAGGCAAGCCUAGGACUCCCGGACGGAACCUGGUGGUCCUACUAGAGAAUAUCUUCGAGAAGAAGAAGUCAAUUAUAAAACAACUAUUCAAAGAACCGUAA